Trichoplusia ni (cabbage looper) is the source of this 1796-nucleotide messenger RNA. RefSeq lists its product as uncharacterized. Gene Ontology annotation, molecular function: nucleic acid binding. The transcript is spliced from 3 exons. Lineage: Eukaryota; Metazoa; Arthropoda; Insecta; Lepidoptera; Noctuidae. The record is from RefSeq and is a predicted model, not a curated record. The coding region runs from base 577 to 1734 and encodes 385 amino acids.
UGGAACUUUAUAAUAGAUUAUUCAAAUAAAAAUGUUAUGAACUCCUGAAAAUUUGUUCACAUUCUUUAUCUCUUCUGGUUGGCCUUAUUAUAAAUUAUAGUAAGGCCAACGAGACGAGAUAAAAAACGUAAAUAAGCGGACCGUUACUAAGUUACAUUGCGAUAGCGAAGGAUGAUUAUCCCUGUCCUUAUCACUCGUACGCGCAUUUAUGGCGUCAGUUAGUCGUUGACGCCUCUCGUAGUGUGUCGUGGUAAAAGAAUGCAGUCUAUUUGUCAUUUUGUGACCUAUUUCAUUCCUGUCUGGAUUGCAUUGGAAGUGAUAUAUAUUUUUUCGUUUCCGUAUUUAUUUGUUUUUUUUUUCUUGUUAUUAUUCCGUUUCUGAUUAUAAUUCUUGCUGUUAUUCUGAGUACCAACUUAGUUGUUGAUUUUAAUUAUGGAAUCUCAGCCUGGCGGCUCUGGAGAACCUUUGAAAGAAAUCAAUUCACCAGGUAAAAAGCGUCAAAAGAAUAAGAAAACUUGACCAUUCCUCACAUUAUUUUAUUUACAGCGGACGUAUUUUACAUCUAAUGAAAAAGGAAUGGUCGUUAAUGUGCACAAUUACGUGAAGCAAACUUGGCCUACUGAUGAAUAUCCGUACAAAACAAGUAUUAUACAGAAAACAGCGAGCAUUUUGGGCAUAGGAGAAGCUUCCGUAUAUAGAAUUAUAAAAGAAUAUGCAACAACUGGGAAUCUACAAAGCCCAUCAAAAACCAAAAAAAGGGUCACAUUCUCGGAAAAAUUGGACGAGUUUGAUAAACAGGCCAUACGAAAGAAAGUUCAUGGCUUUUAUAUGAAAAGCGAAAUACCUACAUUAAAAAAAGUACUCCAAGCUGUCAAUGAUGAUAAAGAAUUACCUAACUUUAAGAGAUCGACAUUUCAGAAAAUACUAAAACAUUUAAAAUUUAAGUAUAUAAAACGACAAGGAAUGAAUGCUUUAAUAGACAGAGACGACAUUAGACUAUGGCGAAAGAAUUAUUUAAGAAAGAUUAAAAAAUACCGAACGGAGAAUCGCCCUAUAUUCUAUAUGGAUGAAACAUGGGUGAAUGCAGUUUCAGGGCAUACUGGUUCAAAAACUUCCGUGGACAACACAAUAACUUCAAAACGGCAAGCUUUUAUGGAGGGACUGAGUACGGGUGCAAAGAAUCCUACUUCAAAGGGCAGACGACUGAUUGUGGUGCACAUAGGAAAUGAAAAUGGUUUCGUAGAGGGGGUGGAUGAGGUAUUUGAAUCAAAAAAUACAGGUGAUUACCCCGAGUCAAUGGAUGCGAACCGCUUUGAGCAGUGGUUUGAAAAUAUUUUACCAAAACUUGGUGAACAUGCGGUAGUGGUACUGGACAAUGCUCCUUACCACAGUAGGCGACAAGAAAAAACACCCACCACAGCAUGGAGCAAAACAAGUAUACAAGAAUGGCUGCGUAACAAAGAACUAAGCUAUGAUGAAAAAGACGUAAAGUCAGAACUUUUAGAGAUAGUGAAUAACGUAAAGCCGAACAACCAAAGAUACGCUGUGGAUGAGCUCGCAAAAAAUUUUAAGGUGGAGGUCCUAAGACUGCCACCUUACCAUUUCGAGCUAAAUCCCAUUGAGCUCGUAUGGGCUGACAUAAAGGGCCACGUAGCUCGCAAUAAUACUACUUUUAAAUUUGAAGACGUGAAGAAAUUGCUCCAAGAGGGUAUCCAACGUAUAUCUCCUGACUAGCUGUUGCCCGCGACUUCGUCCCCGUGGGUAGAAGAUAUAAGUUAUGAUUUAACCUGCCCUGU